GCGUAAUCUACUGUAGCUUGUUACAGCAAGUACUAAUGCAGUCAAACAAUUGAGAAACGUUCUUAAUCUCUUGAUCCUGAUAAGAUGUUCUUUAGGAAGCAUUUAAGGAUGAAUUUUGGGUGGAUAGUGCUUAUGAUCAUGGUGAAUAAUGGAGUCCAGGCCUGGACAUACCAUUACAACGAAAACAACAAAAUGGAGUGGGAAAUGGCUCGCAAGUGGUGCAGGCAGCAUUUUACUGACAUGGUGGCCAUCCAGAACAAGGAAGAGGUCAAGCACCUCAACCAGAUUUUACCCUACCAUAACUCUUACUACUGGAUUGGCCUUAGAAAAAUAGCUGGCCAUUGGACGUGGGUGGGAACAAUGAAGCCCCUUUCACCCAUGGCAGCCAACUGGGCAAGAAAUGAACCUAAUGACAAGGGAGCUAAUGAGGACUGCGUGGAGAUCUACAUCAAAAGGCAAGAGGACUCAGGCAUGUGGAAUGAUGACAAAUGCAGCAAAAAAAAAACAGCACUCUGUUACACAGCCUCAUGUUUUGAAAGGUCAUGCAGUGAGCAUGCUGAGUGUGUGGAGAACAUUGGAAACUACACAUGCAAGUGUAAUGCAGGGUUCACAGGACCCCGCUGUAAUGAAGCUGUAAAGUGUGUCGUGGUUAAAAAUCCAGAGCAUGGUUUUGUGCAAUGUAACCAUGUUUAUGGAGACUUUCGUUUCAAUUCUUCCUGCCAUUUCCACUGUGCCCGUGGCUACAUAAUACAGGGUUCACAAUAUCUACACUGCUUGUCAUCAGGGAAGUGGGAUAGUGAUCCUCCUCAGUGCCAGGUUGUUGAAUGUCCUCCAAUUACCACUAGAACCAGUGGUUGGAAUAUGACAUGCAGUCAUCCUCUGCACACAAACAGCUACAACUCUACAUGUAAGUUCAGCUGUGAAGAGGGCUUUGAGCUGAGAGGUUCAAAAACAACCCAGUGUGAUCACACCGGAAAGUGGACACACAACACCCCAACUUGCACAGCUGUGUCCUGUAAGCCGCUUGUGAGCCCACAGAAGGGUAACAUGACCUGCACUGAUCAACUGGGAAAUUUCUCGUACCGUUCAUCGUGUGCUGUGAGCUGUGAGGAAGGAUACACACUGAGAGGACAGAACACACUCACCUGCCUCAAGACCGGCAACUGGUCAGCAGAAACACCAUCAUGUGAAGCUGUGACCUGUAAUCCGCCUGUGAGCCCUCAGAAGGGUAACCUGACCUGUAUAAAUCCAGUGGGAAAUUUCUCGUACCGUUCAUCGUGUGUUGUGAGCUGUGAGGAAGGAUACACACUGAGAGGAGAGAACACACUCACCUGCCUCAAGACUGGCAACUGGUCAGCAGAAACACCAUCAUGUGAAGUUAUAAGGUGCAACGCUCUCGGUUCUGUUCAUCGUGGCUCCAUGCAUUGUACAGACUUGUUGGAAAAGUUCGCUUAUGGCUCCAUUUGUCAGUUUGAGUGUGAUGUUGGCUUUCUCUUGAUGGGUUCAAAUCACACCCACUGUGGCUCAGAGGGGAAGUGGACCCACAAUCCUCCAGUGUGUCAAGUGGUACAGUGUCCUCGUCUACCUGCUCAAUUCGAUGAUGGGAAAAUGAACUGCAUUCAUCCCCUCUCCACCAACAGCUACAACUCCACCUGUGUGUUUAACUGUGAUGAGGGAUAUAAGCUCAUAGGUUCCUAUAAAACUCAGUGUGAUCACACUGGACAGUGGACACCCAAGCGCCCAACUUGCAAAGCUGUUACCUGUGACCAGAUUGUGACCCCCACAAAUAGUCACAUGACCUGCACUGAUCCACUGGGAAAUUUCUCGUACCGUUCAUCGUGUGCUGUGAGCUGUGAGGAAGGAUACACACUGAGAGGACAGAACACACUCACCUGCCUCAAGACCGGCAACUGGUCAGCAGAAACACCAUCAUGUGAAGCUGUUACCUGUGACCAGAUUGUGAUCCCAGUAAAUAGUCACAUGACCUGCAUUGAUCCAGUGGGAAAUUUCUCGUACCGUUCAUCGUGUGCUGUGAGCUGUGAGGAAGGAUACACACUGAGAGGACAGAACACACUCACCUGCCUCAAGACUGGCAACUGGUCAGCAGAAACACCAUCAUGUGAAGUUAUAAGGUGCAACGCUCUCGGUUCUGUUCAUCGUGGCUCCAUGCAUUGUACAGACUUGUUGGAAAAGUUCGCUUAUGGCUCCAUUUGUCAGUUUGAGUGUGAUGUUGGCUUUCUCUUGAUGGGUUCAAAUCACACCCACUGUGGCUCAGAGGGGAAGUGGACCCACAAUCCUCCAGUGUGUCAAGUGGUACAGUGUCCUCGUCUACCUGCUCAAUUCGAUGAUGGGAAAAUGAACUGCAUUCAUCCCCUCUCCACCAACAGCUACAACUCCACCUGUGUGUUUAACUGUGAUGAGGGAUAUAAGCUCAUAGGUUCCUAUAAAACUCAGUGUGAUCACACUGGACAGUGGACACCCAAGCGCCCAACUUGCAAAGCUGUUACCUGUGACCAGAUUGUGACCCCCACAAAUAGUCACAUGACCUGCACUGAUCCACUGGGAAAUUUCUCGUACCGUUCAUCAUGUGCUGUGAGCUGUGAGGAAGGAUACACACUGAGAGGACAGAACACACUCACCUGCCUCAAGACCGGCAACUGGUCAGCAGAAACACCAUCAUGUGAAGCUCGACAGUGCCCUUUGCUGUCCAGUCCAGAGAAAGGCUGGAUGAAUUGUUCUCACCCUCACUCCCCCUUCAGUUAUGGCUCACACUGUAGUUUUGGAUGUGAUAUUGGCUACAUGCUGAGAGAGGAAUCUCAGCUGGACUGCACUUCAGCUGGAACCUGGAAUCAAGAGACACCUUCUUGUCAAGUUGUUCAGUGUGAAUCCCUCUUCCCGGCACUUCUUUCACAAUCGGAUACCAAUCCAGUCCCUUUUAUAAACUGUUCCCAUCCAAGAGGCAACUUCAGCUUUGGCUCCGUUUGUGUGUUCAGAUGUCCUGAAGGCUACAGACUGAAUGGAACUACUGACCUCAUCUGCACUUCUACUGGGCUGUGGACUGAUCUGCUGCCUACCUGUAUUAUUCAGAGCAUGACAUUAGGCACUGGCUUGCUUGUAUAUGGUGCAAUCGGUGCAGCAUCAGCACUCGGCCUGCUGCUGAUGGGUGGAGUUGUCAUGCUGGUAAUGCGGCAGUUCAGAAAGGAUACAUUUACUCCGGAUUACUCAGCCUGGGAUGGAGCUCUAAAUCCAGUAUUUGAAGAAAAUUAACCAUUUUAAGGGAAGCAUGCAAUACUUUAUUAUAUACUAGGACAAGAGAUAAUAAUUUCUGUAAUUCUGAUUGGAUGAAUUGAUCAUUUAUAUUCAUGAGAAUCUGAAAUUUUGAUAAAGGAGCAGUUUUUGAACCAAGGUUUUGAUUUUGUGUGUUUCUACAAAAAAAAAAGGUAAUGCAUUGGGUAUUGUAAUUUAUGGCUAAAAAAUGGUUCUUUAAUAACUCCACAUAUGCAAACUUAUUAACCAGAAAAUGUAUUAUACAGAAAGAAGAUGAUUAUUGUAUUAGGGGACAAAAAAUAAUGUUAUGCAUCUAUGAGUUACUCUAAAAGACAUUUAACAGUAACUCACAUUCAGCUCUGUGUCAGGAUUCAGAUUGGAUUUGCCAGAAAAGAUGUAGGCUGUGAAUAGAAAUUUUAGGAGUGGAGUAACUGCCAUAUCACAUGUAACUGCCAUACAACGUGCACCUGGUUAUCCUUAUGUGACAAUCUCAUCAAAUACUAUAAAGAAACAGAGUGAAAUUAAUGCAGCAAAAAGACAGAAACGAAACAAAAGACAACAAAGACAGAGAGCAAGGAAAAAGGAAGCUGUGGAAAAUAAACUAAAAGAAAUGGGUAAAUUGUUAUAUGACAUAAAGAAAUUGAAUAUAUCUGAUUAAAACUGUGAAGAAAAGGACCUACAACAGAAGGAACCUGAGCCAACCCAAAGAGGAACAGACACUGUACCUAGACAGUUGGAUCAAGACCCAUCAUCUUGCAGAAAGAAGACUAUAGAAUUGUUAUGCUUCAUUUACCUUUAUAUGAACUUUCUUUUCCGUUUUAUAGAAUGAUAAGUUUCAUUUACUUUUAUAUAUGAAUUUAUGUAACCAUUGUGUGAUUAAGAAAUGAUAUAAUGUUUGAUAGUAUGUUUAGAUAUUAAGACAGAAAGUAACAAUGAAAGCUUAAAAAAGAAAUCACGAGUUCUGUAUCAGCAGCUUUGUAAGAAUACACAGUCAGCCCGUGCAGCUUAGGAGACUUAUCAGGAUGUUUUGCAGAAGCAUGAGAUCAUCAGAGACCUGAUAGAAUGCUGACAGAAGCAGAAUGACAAUUAUGAGAUCAUACUAAGAAAUGUAAUAAGUAGGGUUUUAGAACCAGUUAUCGGUGUGCAUUCACCUUGAGGCGAGCUCAUUGUGUUAUACUCUGUUAUUGCUUAUAGAGGGUGCAUCAGGAGAACAAACGCAGGCUUACACUUGGAGAGUGUUUCCUGGUUUGUUUUAUCUUUGCAUUUUAUUUCUUUCUACUUACGCUAGAAUUGUUUGACUAUUUGAAGGAUAUUUUGUUUGUAAUUUUCUUUUCUUUUACCUUACAUAUAUUACACAUAUCUAUUUGUAUUACACUGCUUUUAAUAAAAACAAGGCCUCCCAUUGUGAGGAUCCUGAAAAGACAAAAAGGUCUAAGUCUGACUCCUUCAUCUAAAGGUUCAAUCAAUAGAAUAGGUAGAAGAACUUGGAUCAGAACCUUUGUUAGAAGA
Messenger RNA from Tachysurus vachellii, 4776 nucleotides. RefSeq names its product selectin P (gene selp). The record is from RefSeq and is a predicted model, not a curated record. Gene Ontology annotation, biological process: leukocyte tethering or rolling; heterophilic cell-cell adhesion; response to cytokine. Bases 85 to 3267 code for a protein of 1060 amino acids. Gene Ontology annotation, molecular function: sialic acid binding; oligosaccharide binding. Lineage: Eukaryota; Metazoa; Chordata; Actinopteri; Siluriformes; Bagridae. Gene Ontology annotation, cellular component: membrane; external side of plasma membrane. The transcript has 19 exons.